ACGGUAGAGUUGCUUCAUUCUCGUAUUCAUCAGCUUCUUGCCUCUCCAUAUCUAUAUAAUUAAUCUGGUUUGGAGAGUAACGUUGAUCGGCUGAUGCUUUGGACUUUGCAGACACCAUACAAGGCAUUUGCUCAAGCAGCUGAUGCGGUUACAAUUAAUUAUGUUUCAAGGUUAAUUGACUUUACCGGGCCGGUGGACGACUGGGGGCCAUACUUCAAAUUUUUCAAAAUGAAAGAAUUGCAGUUAUCGGAUCCCAUUCUCUUUCCUUCUUCUGUACUGUUCAUCUCUCGCCUUUCUGUUAUUCCUCGUUCCCCAAAUCGCAGCAGUCCUCUGAAACAGAAAGCGCAGAGUGAGUUCGGCCGCUCUUUCGUGUUUGGGCUCAACGUGGUGUUAAAGAUUUUUGAGCCGAGCUUAGUUGCAACGGCUAACUUCUUGGAGAGGACCGUGGCAUGGCGUCCCGAUAAAUCUGGAUCUGAGUGUCCAAAUUAAAAGGCCCACAUGUAGACCCGCUAGCGUGAUUUUCUUAGGAGUGCUAAGAGUGAAAUAUGGUAGAGAAGAAGACUACUUAAUUUGCAAUUUUUGUCAUGCUGUUAUUAGUAAUUGUAUAAAACCAUAAGGAAUUGAGAUGUUUUCAGGGGUUUAAAUUUGUUCCAUUUAAACACAUACUUUUUCCUUUGAGGAGGUGUGCAGGUGGAGGGGCUGGUUUUCCUUCCUGAUUUAGUAAUAUUAUUUUAUUUUGUUAACUUGACAAUAUAUGUCUCUGUUGUUUAUGCAGAAGUUUGAAGCAUAUGAUUCAAAAGGUGUUGUCAUUGCUGGAGAUAAAACCAAAGAGGUCCUUGUCCGAGAAAUCUGGGUUUUUGAGAAGUCUCUCUUUCAUUCCAAUGCUUACUGGCGUCUUUGUGGUCGAAUUAAAAUAUAAGCAAACCUUUCUUUGACUGCAAACUGGGAUCCUGUCAUAAUCACAACAAAUAAUUUUUGGUACCUGAUUUUGCAUGCAGAGCAUAUUGUAAUUUAUCUGAUCAUCAGUACAACACACAUGGUUUUCCUCCUCUUUUUUUUUUAACAACAAAUUUUGACCUGAUGG
Messenger RNA from Rubroshorea leprosula, 1084 nucleotides. NCBI's taxonomy places the organism in Eukaryota, Viridiplantae, Streptophyta, Magnoliopsida, Malvales, Dipterocarpaceae. The record is from the annotation of a GenBank genome assembly.